GCUAUAAAUACAGGACAAACCAAUUCAUAGAGGGACAGAGGCGAACAAUCAUACUUUUCACUCGGGAUUCGUUCAUUAUUUACGUUGAUGAGAAUGGCUCAGAUUGCAAAGUUGUUUUUUCUCUGCGUGCUGAUUGGUUGGUCAAAGGCAUUUCCACAGCGUGAUGUCAUCAGUGAGGAUAAAGCGAUGAAAGAUGCUGAACGUCUGGACAGAGAAAGAAGAGAUGUUAAAAUUGAUUUUACUCCACCAACAUGCCGUGUGACAAACAUGACUUCAGACUGCCUCCCCUCAUGUGGAAAUAAACCCUUGGAAGUGACGUUUGUAAUGUCGGAUGGCAAAGGCUCAGGACUCGCUUACACCACAAUCUAUUCCAGCGGCCUCCCGAGUUACAGCAACAUGACACAAUAUGAUGGUCUGGAUGAAGCAGGCAACAACGCAACCUUUCUGCAUUACUCGGGCACCUGCUGCACUGAAGAUGUGCUGAUUACUGUGAUGGAUAAGGCUGGAAACAUGGGCACGUGUCCGUUUGUUAUAAAGCGUGCUGUCAGUCCCUCAUCCAGCAACUCCAUCACAGCCGUCUCCCUUUGGUCAACUUUAAUAUUGAUGGCACUUAAAUCUAUACUGCUGUAAAAUGGACUUUAUGUAUGCUCACUUCAUACACAUCUAAAGGUGAAGGUCAAACACUUCCCAUGAUAUUUAACAGAGCAAAUUCAUUUAUCACUAUGUUUUUUGUUAUAUCUUUCUUAUUUUGUUAAGUUUGGCUGGAAUAUUUACAUCCGAUUGGCAACAGAGCAAAUCACUGCUGUCCAAUGACUUGCCUUUAACCUCAGGGCUUGCAAAACGUCCCAGGAGCUAUUAUUUUUUCCAGUCGGGCUACCAAAAAUGAUUCCAUCCUGCCCGUCGAACUAUCCUAAUAGGAGAAAAAAUAUAGUCAAUGCUUUUGCCUUCUCUUACAAAUCUGGUAAUUCUGUUGUAUGUAAUUCUCAUGUAUCGAGGAGCCACUGUCAAUAUGUGUUUGGCGUUUGCACUAUCUGGUGUUGACAAAAGAACCAGUACUUUGGUACUAAGCAUUUUUUUCUGACAUAAAAAAAUGAUAAAAUAAAGGUCGGCAUGGUGCCUCA
Danio rerio (zebrafish) is the source of this 1121-nucleotide messenger RNA. The record is from RefSeq and is a predicted model, not a curated record. Lineage: Eukaryota; Metazoa; Chordata; Actinopteri; Cypriniformes; Danionidae.